CCUUUAUAAAACCUCCCAAGUAAAAUCCUCCGAUUCAAUUUUUUUUCAUCAAACACAUUCCUCUUCCUAAUCUUUGCCAAUCCUCUGUUUUCUACCCGUCGUCCAAGAACAGAGAGAUAACAAAAUUCCAUCAUUUCAUAGCAGAAGAAUUGAAGCAAAGAUGGGAAGUUUGGUGGGUCACGUGGCACCCGGGUUUCUGUUCUUCGUAAUCGGUUUAUGGCAUUUACUCAACCAUAUUCGGAUACAUUGUCUCUGCCCAAAAUCAUACACCUCUCUGCCAUGGUUUCCCACCUCCAAGUUCAAGUAUUCGGAGCUUUUCUUGAUCAUGGCGGGUUGUUUGGGUUCCAUGACCAUGGAGCUUUUCAUCGGACCCGAAAAACACCAGCCGCUCGACCCAGAUGGCACAAUCCCAUCAAGAUAUCUUCACCUUUUUGAGCACUCCAACAUUUCCCUGACUUUCUUCGUGUAUGCUCUGUUUUCUAUCGUCCUGGACAAAAUCCAGCUUCCUGCGAAAUACGGGCUAACUCUGUUUCUUCAUUCAAUUGCUUUUGGGCAAGAACUUCUUGUUUUCCAUAUCCACUCUGCUGAUCACAUGGGGGUUGAAGGGCAAUACCAUUGGCUUCUCCAAAUCGUGAUCUUUGUCUCAUUUUUCACUACCCUUUUGGGAAUUGGUUGCCCAAAGAGUUUCUUAAACAGUUUCGUAAGGUCUGUCAGCGUUUUGCUCCAAGGGGUUUGGUUUAUGGUCAUGGGAUUUAUGCUUUGGACACCAGAAUUGAUCCCUAAAGGCUGUUUCAUGAAUUUGGAAGAAGGCCAUCAAGUUGUGAGGUGUCAUAAUAAGGAAGCUCUUGAAAGGGCUAAAUCAUUGGUGAAUAUUGAAUUCAGCUGGUACUUAAUUGGGGUCACUGUUUUUGCUUUGUCACUUUAUUUGGCAAUCUUCAAAUUGUUCCCAGCUGAAGAAAAGGUUGAUUAUCAGUCGCUGCCGAGAUUCGAGGAUCGAAAAGACGACGAUGAAGAAGAUGAUGUUGAGGCUCAUGAGAGUGAUCACAGCAACAAAAUUGUUGUUGAUCAGCCCUGAAGCUUUCUUCCUAUUGGCAUUGGGAAGUCAUUUCCUGCAGACAUAAUGGAAAGGUAGAAGAGAAGAAUACUCUCCAUUAGUGUGCCUAAAUAAAUUAGAAUGUCACAUCAAUUGAUCAAUCUAGUUUCUUUAUUUGGAUGAAUCAUUCUCAUAAACAAAAUUGAAAUUUCG
Molecule: messenger RNA, 1246 nt
Organism: Oldenlandia corymbosa var. corymbosa
Lineage: Eukaryota; Viridiplantae; Streptophyta; Magnoliopsida; Gentianales; Rubiaceae
Source: the annotation of a GenBank genome assembly